UCCCAAACAGGCGAAGACCACGAGCUGAGUCAGCCUUAUCGGCUUAUCGGCAUUUCGCCCUUUUCUGCUUCCCGACCCUCAUUUCCCUUCUUUAAUCUCGCUUCGCUCUCUUCUCUCUCCAUGUUGGUUCUCUUGGCUUCAUUUUCACACACCUCUCCUCCCCAAUCCUCCCUCUCACUGAUGCCUUCGGGCUGAUCGGGUUCAUCUGAGCGGGCUAUUCAAUCCAUGUCGGGUCGGAACGCCCCUCGCUCCAAAAAUGGUUGCAGCACUUGCCGCCGUCGAAAGGUGAAAUGUGGUGAGGAGCAUCCCGUAUGCCAGCGCUGCUUCACUCUGCGACUCAACUGCGAAUGGGGAGUGCCUGUAAAGCGCGGCAAGUCCGCCUCCGUCCGCCAUCUCCAGCCGGCUGAACCUCGGUGGUCGGUUCACGAGAUCGUCCCCGUGAGCUCUGCGACGUCCACGCAAGGGAUUCUGAAUCCGCAAUACGCAAAUACUCUGGCGUCAAUAUGGCAGCAUCCGAGCACCGUCGCGGAUUUUCCCCCGAUCCUUCCGGAGACGCUUUCCGCCGCGGGCUGGCCCUGCUUUCCUCUCACGCCGGUUUCUCCGCUAUAUCCAUCGCUCUCGGAACCUGAUCUUGCUUGUUCCAACUCACUGGUUCUCUCCGACCAUGACAAGAAAUACUUCCAGUACUUCCCGUCCUCGUCGGUGGUAUUCUACUACAUGAAGUCCUGGCAGUGGAGCAGCUUCAAUUAUCUGUAUCAGGGACCGGCUGUGACCAAUAAAGUCAUCAUGCGAAUGAUACUAGCUCUUUCGGCGAGUGAUAUGCAUCGGAACGGGCUCGUGGUUCGGUCCCCGGGGCGUCCAACGGCAGAAGAUCACGGUCGCUAUCAUUACGGACUAGCCGUCAAAGAAUUUCGUCAGCUGCUAGAAACUCCCAAACUUGAAGUGACACCGACGGAGUUAGAGAUCAUCUUCGCCACUAUGUUCCUGAUGAUCACAUAUGAAUGGCAGUAUGGUCACUGUGUGCAUCAUCUCCAGCUGCAUUUGCAAGGCGUGCGGUCUUUGCUCGAAUCUCAUCCGGAGGUCUUCCACAUUAAAGACGUGAACAACGUGCUUCUAUCCAUUGAUUCCGAACAGUCGGAUGAAUCGGUAUCUCGCGUUUCUUUCAUCCCCGAGCAGCUGCUUUUGUGGAUUUUAUACAUCGAUGUGAGCUGCCGUCCUCAAGGCACCACCGAAUCACUAUACGAAUACGUUCUACGGUCAGGCAAUCCGGCUCUUCACCCGGACCGGCUUCACCGCUGCGCCCGUCUUUGGGGCCGUUGUUUCUAUGGACAGCAGUAUCCUGAUCAGCAAGUGUCGGACGAUAUGGAGAAUUAUCGGGGGUUGGAAUUGCUUCACAUCGCCAUGACGCUGCGGUACAAAACGUGGCAGGUGCUAGUUGAUGAUCCCAGUCGCACUGGUUUUGAGGGUGAUUCCUUGUUCAAUGAAAUGUUAUCAAUCCAUGAUAAAUAUUCCGAUCUUUUCAUCACGGCUAAAUUCGCCGGGCCAACCUCGGUGCGACGCACCCUCAACACGAUCAACAUGGCCGUCACCACCUUUUAUGCUCAGGUACUCUUCCAUCGCCGUCUUCUUCGUCCACCUGGCCCUCCCAGUACCAUCCACCGUCACGCAGUCACCAACAUCCUCGACAUUACUCGCAAGCAAUACGCAUCUGACCCGCAACUUCUUCGCCGACUACACUGGCCCCUGUUGAUGGCGGCCAUCGAGAUCGAGGACCCAAUCCAGCGAGAUUGGAUGUGUCAACGACUAUCCGAACUUCGGAAUUAUCACUCGGAGUACCGGUGGGCCAACGAUCUAGCCGACGAGGUUCUUGCUCAACAGGAUGCGAGCCAAGGGGAGUACGUCGAUUUGGCAGAUAUACUGCGCAACCAAGACAUCUUUGUACAAAAGCUUUAAAUCAUGCAUUGCAUAUAUAGAAUAUACCCACAACCUUUCAUCAUCAUUUC
Messenger RNA from Aspergillus steynii IBT 23096, 2003 nucleotides. RefSeq names its product Zn(II)2Cys6 transcription factor. NCBI's taxonomy places the organism in Eukaryota, Fungi, Ascomycota, Eurotiomycetes, Eurotiales, Aspergillaceae. The transcript has 4 exons. Gene Ontology annotation, biological process: regulation of DNA-templated transcription. Gene Ontology annotation, molecular function: zinc ion binding; DNA-binding transcription factor activity, RNA polymerase II-specific. The record is from RefSeq and is a predicted model, not a curated record. The coding region runs from base 226 to 1953 and encodes 575 amino acids.